AUGUCCAUAGAACCAUUUAUAGGCACUAAAAUAUCACUAAUAUCCAAAGUUGGGAUAAGAUAUGAAGGCUCACUGCAUAGCCUCAAUACGGAUGAUUCAACUAUUGUUUUAAAUGAUGUGCGCUGUAUGGGAACAGAAGGCAGAUCGAAGGGGCACGAGGUGCCCCCGUCGUCCAAAGUGCACGAUUUCGUAGUCUUUCGCGGCGAGGACGUAAGUGACAUUGUAGUCAACGACUCGAAGCCUCAGAGUGAGGAGCCAGCGUACGAAGAUCCUGCGAUAUUUAAAACGUAUAAGCGCGACGAAUUCCAGACCACAGCAUCAACACUGUCUAACGACCACCCAAAAAAACAAACGGUACAGCCAGAUGCGGGAAUCGCAAACAUACACAAGGAACGCCAAGCCUACCACGAGAGGCAUCAAAGACCGAGUAGGCAUUUUGAAAAGGAUUUCAACAAAGAAAAGGUAGCUGAAAAGAAUUUGGAAACAUUUCAAUUUGAUACGGUGGAAAGUAAGCCAUCUGAUAAUUACACGUUCACGAAGAAAGAAGGAUUUAAAAAGAACGACCUAAUGGGAGAACUCCACAAGUCAGAAGAAGAGGAACUAGGUAAUAAUGCGAAGGAGGAGCAGAAAGUAUUCUACGAUAAAAAGUCAUUUUAUGACAAUCUGUCACACGAGAAAAAGCUCUCGAAGAACGACCUGAGGGAAGAAAACCUGAAACAGAGAGAAAUAGAUAUUGCAACCUUCGGAAAGAUGUCGAUCAGCAACUGGCACCACCGAAACAACUCAUACAGAGGAAGAAGGUUCAACAACGCAAAUAGAUUUAAAGUUAAGGCGGGCUGGGAAAGAAGCAACUACGGAAACCAAACAAAUAACGAAAAAAGUAAAUUUAAUAGUGAACAUAAGACGGAUUAA
Molecule: messenger RNA, 912 nt
Organism: Theileria orientalis strain Shintoku
Lineage: Eukaryota; Apicomplexa; Aconoidasida; Piroplasmida; Theileriidae
Exons: 3
Coding region: 1-912 (303 amino acids)
Molecular function (GO): RNA binding
Source: RefSeq, a predicted model, not a curated record